CUUUAAGAUAUUUUGGCAAAUACAACACUGCGUCAAAACGUUAUAAGAAUAAUAAUGGUGUGAUAAAGAAAGACAACAAAGCAUGCAAUUGGAUUUUGUCUCAAUUCUCUCUGUUUGUAUUAGCACUGCAGUACGAAGCAUGUAAUUAUCUAAUCAUUUAUACUUUUACUAUUACAUCGUAAAAUAAGAUCUGCAAAUAAAUUUGAAGUCAGCACAAAAGCAUUACAAACUAAAGAAAUCUGCUUAAGUUUGGUUAAUACUGAAUAUCAAGAGUCUUUAAUAUGUCUAAUAUGGUGGAGUUUGAAGAAGUAUCCUUCCCUCCACAAGAGUCCACCGCUAGUCCGGUAAAAAAAUCAUUAGUGGGUGUUAUAGAUGAAGGCACUAACACAGUGAGUUUUUGUGUUUAUUCGAUACCUGACUUAAAGGAGAUUGUUACGGCUAGCAUGGAUUUACAAAUGAUAACACCACAGGAAGGAUGGUUUGAGCAAGAUCCUAAUGCAAUUAUAACAGUGGUGCAUAAAGCUUGUGCAAGUGGUUGUGCACAAUUGUCUAAAUUGGGUUAUAGCAUUAAAGAUAUUGCCACCAUUGGCAUAACAAAUCAACGUGAAACAAUUGUUGCGUGGGAUAGUUUGACUGGGAAACCGCUCUAUAAUGCACUUGUCUGGAACGAUAUACGAACAUCGUCUUUAGUUGAUCGUGUACUUAACAAACUGCCAAAUAGAAAUAAAUCCCAUUUUAUGGAUAUAGCCGGUUUACCAGUAUCAACGUAUUUUUCUGCAUUGAAGAUAAUGUGGCUGAUGGAAAAUGUGUCAGCUGUUAAGGAAGCAAUCAAACAAAAACGUUGUAAAUUUGGCACCAUAGAUAGUUGGAUUGUGUGGAAUCUCACAAAAGGUGCGUUACAUAUAACUGAUGUUACUAAUGCUUCCCGUACACUGCUUAUGAACAUUGAUACACUUAAUUGGGAUGAAACACUACUUAACACAUUCAAUGUAUGCUCUGAAACACUGCCUGAAAUACGUAGCAGUUCAGAGAUUUAUGGCGAAAUUUCAGAUGAACGCUCCAUACUCAAGGGCAUACUUAUAAGUGGUUUAAUAGGUAAUCAACAAGCUUCUUUAGUAGGCCAGUUGUGUUUGGUACCUGGUCGAGUUAAAAGCACCUAUCGCUCUGGUUGUUUUUUGCUGUACAAUACUGGCGAGAAAAAGGUUGUAUCAUCGACUGGUUUACUUACUACUGUUGCAUAUAAGUUAGGCAAAGAUGCCCCAGUACACUACGCCUUAGAAGGUGCUGUAGCUGUGGGCGGUCGCGCUCUAGAGUGGUUGCAAACCAAAGUACGAAUAAUGCAUGUAGGUGCCGAUUCAGAAAAUUUUGCCUCGGCUGUACCUACCACUGGUGAUGUUUAUUUUGUGCCUGCGUUUACUGGUUUAUAUGCUCCAUAUUGGCGUAAAGAUGCGCGUGGUAUUAUUUGUGGACUCACACAAUUCACAACCAAACACCAUAUCAUACGUGCUGCGCUCGAGUCAAUUUGUUUUCAGACACGCGAUGUACUGGAAUAUAUGCAAGCAGAAGUUAGGAUUGAUUUGCAAAAGUUACAAGUAGAUGGAUCACUUGCAUCUAAUAAUUUGCUAAUGCAAUUGCAGGCGGAUACUACUGGUUUAACGGUAUACCGCUCCCAACUUCAAGAUACUACGGCUUUUGGUGCUGCGUUGUGUGCUGGUCAAGCGAAGGGUAUUGAACUAUGUAGUUUGGAGAAUUCAACAUUUGAUGUGAUGGAGUUUGAUAAAUUCUCUCCAAUUGGAGAUAAUAAAGAACGUAAACUGCGUUAUGAUAAAUGGAAGAAAGCAGUUAAACGUAGCUUGGGUUGGACGAAAUCAGAACCAAAAAAGGAAUCCAAAAUUAAUAAAAAUGUUGCUUUAGAAAAUUUGGUACCUGCGACUGUGUUCAUUCUCGGUGCUGUUGUAGCGAUAUUAUUUGUUAAGUCAAAAUAUUGCUGAUAAAGCAAUUAAUUGCUUAGUAUAAUUAAAUAAAACUUAAACAAAGCUUUAACCAAUUUGCUUAAAAUAUGAUACUAUGUAGUAAAAAUACUUUCAUAUUUUCAAAGAAAAUACUAAUUUUACGUGUUAUUUAUGAACUUUUCAACGAGUUCGGUUGUGAUAUAAUAUAAUUAACAUAAUCCUUUUUACGUUUUAGCUCUCUGUAUAUAUAUAUGUAUAUGUAUAUUUAUUUAUACUUCAACUAAAAAUGUAUAUAUA
Messenger RNA from Teleopsis dalmanni, 2249 nucleotides. RefSeq names its product glycerol kinase (gene Gk2). Gene Ontology annotation, biological process: glycerol metabolic process; triglyceride metabolic process; glycerol-3-phosphate biosynthetic process. Gene Ontology annotation, molecular function: glycerol kinase activity. Gene Ontology annotation, cellular component: mitochondrion. Bases 282 to 1991 code for a protein of 569 amino acids. The transcript has 3 exons. Lineage: Eukaryota; Metazoa; Arthropoda; Insecta; Diptera; Diopsidae. The record is from RefSeq and is a predicted model, not a curated record.